AUGAAGCUCUCUAACGUCACCACCAUCCUCCUAGCCCUCCUCACACCCUCGGUAUUUACUCUCUCGAAUCGAAACAUAGUACAGAACCCAGAGCUCCUCUCUCCUCGACAAAACACCUACGCGCCCUUCUCCGGCGCAAUCUACAUCGUCUAUCCCAAUGGCCAGCAAGUCAACCAAGCGAGCACAAAUAUGUGCCCGUCAUACGCCUCUGUGAGCUGCAGCAGCAUUAAUCAGCCGAGUUGGUGCUGUCCCACCUCCUACACCUGCGCCCUCCCCUCCUCUUCUUCUGGCAUAAUCGGCUGCUGCCCGCCUAACACCUCCUGCGGCGGCGCCGUCAACGCCGCAGCCGUGACUACUAUCACCGUCCAAAACGUCGUCACCAAUACGCCUGUGAACUACCAGAGUACUGUGUACGUGCAGGCGUACACGACGACAGAGGCGGCGGGCGGCAACAUCUACAACGGAUAUUGCAGUACCCUAACAGAGAACGGGCCAGGGCUACCGACGACGAGGCAGGGGGGUUGUGGGACUAUUUUGAUUGUGAAUGGGGCGGAUGUUAAAGACCCUGGCCGAUGGGUGGAGGGAAAGGGGGGUAUGUUGGUGAUGAUUGUCGUUGUUUCUACGUGA
Mytilinidion resinicola is the source of this 627-nucleotide messenger RNA. RefSeq lists its product as uncharacterized. Bases 1 to 627 code for a protein of 208 amino acids. The record is from RefSeq and is a predicted model, not a curated record. The transcript is spliced from 3 exons. NCBI's taxonomy places the organism in Eukaryota, Fungi, Ascomycota, Dothideomycetes, Mytilinidiales, Mytilinidiaceae.